GGUUGGAGGCGUGAUCACGUGACUGUUGCCAUAGCAACGAGUGGGGUGUAGACGCUACCACUGCUCAGUGCUCAUCGGCUGCAACCCAACCAUACACACUGUCAGUAGUUAUGUUUGGCUUGUGGUAGCCUUACCGUGAUUUCACCAUAGCAACUGUUCAGUUUUUCGACAUCAAUUUACGCUCUUGAGCAGGAUGUUGACCAGGCGGGAAGUGGUGAUCGAGAAGCCGUUCCGUGAUCGUCGCUACCGAGACCACAGACGGAAGGUACGGAGUGCCCUGCCCCGAAUAGACUCAGGGCCGCCCAGAGAGUACCCGCACUUGGUGGUCAAGCUCAAGAAGCUGCGGCUGGAGCGGGACCGCCAAGGCAAGAUCUGUCAGGACAACAUCAAGCUCGUCCACCGCAUGGCUGUCAUAAUGAGGACCAAGAGGCUUGACAACAUCAAUAUGGCGCCUAGAGGUGUCGUCGGCAGACCAUUCGAGCCUCGAGCAAAAACCUCGACCCGUCGAACGACAGCUUCUAGAUCUCCAGCAGGAGAAGACGAGGAAGACUGGGACCAGGGCGGAUCUUUUCUGGAACAGGUCACCUCUGAAGUGGAGAGGCACCUCAAACCUCCCAUCCCAGGCAAGCUGAUCCAGCACCGUGCUCCCGCGGGACUGUGUCGCGUCCCUCGUGUCGGACCUCCACCCUCACCCAGGAGCCCAGUCCGCCGCCGCCACCGUGUUCCCACCAUCACCCUGCCCCUCACCAGCCCCAGGUCACGCAGGAGUCCGUCGCCUACCACCGCGUCAGAGCGGUCCUCGGCCAGGUGUCGUCGUGGUAGGGAGACAACCAGACUAUCGCCCCUACCUAGUCUCGGCCGUCGUCCCAGCAUCAUCGCCUCCUUACCUUCUCCCCAGGACGACAACUCCAGCUCAGCCGCUGAUGAAGGCAACUUUGAGGAGGAUGUUGAAGAAAGUGAGAAUUCAGAGUACAGUCAAGAAUCUGAGGAGAGGAGCGAGUAUUCGGAAGACAAGAAUGAGAAAACGGAAGAAGAUAGUCAGAAAACUGACGAAGAAAAUGAAAAAUGUGAUGAAGAUAGUGAAGGGAGUGAGGACAAGAGAGGGAGCAGGAGGGAGGGGUCUGGAGAGACGGAUAGCGACGACCGGGUGUCCUCUAUCCUUCUCAGUCACCACCCCAAUAUCACCAUCGACGAGCCCAGCGACGACGAGUUCUACGCCUAGAAGGCACGCGUAGGCUGUCCACUUACCCUAUAACGGGCACUGGGGUGAUGACAUGUGUUGUAGGUACUACUGGUGCACUUAGUGGAGUGACACAUACAGGGUUGUUUAGUUUAGGUUAGGUAGUCCUUCCCCAGGGUGUAAGGUAAGAUCAGUACGUAAUGGUGUCGAACGGAUUGAACCGACAUUGACUUAAACGCUCAUUUAACUCAAUGCCUACAAUAAGACUACCUUCCUGUGGACUGUAUUCAUGACGUUUUAAUAACCAGUGUCGGGAUAGAAUUUCCGCGAACUGUUAAGUACCGGUGAUUAACAAAAUAUUUUGUAUUUACUUAGAAAUAUUCUUAGUAUAGCUAAUGUCAACUUGGAAUCAAUCCCAGAAUUAUUUAAAUAAAAGUUUCUGUCUUUU
Messenger RNA from Homarus americanus (American lobster), 1628 nucleotides. Its product is annotated as tubby-related protein 1-like. The transcript is spliced from 6 exons. The record is from RefSeq and is a predicted model, not a curated record. Lineage: Eukaryota; Metazoa; Arthropoda; Malacostraca; Decapoda; Nephropidae. Bases 194 to 1222 code for a protein of 342 amino acids.